Molecule: messenger RNA, 876 nt
Organism: Schistosoma guineensis
Lineage: Eukaryota; Metazoa; Platyhelminthes; Trematoda; Strigeidida; Schistosomatidae
Source: the annotation of a GenBank genome assembly
AUGAGCAGAGUUUUGCGGUUGGAUGGAGAUCUAUUAAGAGCAACCGUAAACGAGUUGUCAAGAGUUACUGAACUUAGAGGAAUACCAUUUUCUAGGUUUACUGAGCUUAAUCGUAUAAUCAAAGGUUUUCGUACUCAAGAAAUGACAGUUUUGUCAGGAAAUACUGGUGUUGGUAAAACGACUUUCAUGUGCGAGUACUCGCUUGAUUUGGCUGAACAGGGAGUUCCGACACUUUGGGGUAGUUUUGAAAUGCCUCUGCGGAAAGUGUGUAAGACACUAGUCCAACAGUUCGCAGGUGAGCCACUAGAUCCUCCUAUACCCAGCAGAAUCGCUGAAUGGGCACGUAUGUUUAGCGAAAACAUUCCUAUAUAUUUUAUGAACUUACAUGGGGCUCAAAGUUUGACAGAAGUAUUAAAGACUAUGGAGGUUGGUGUCAAAGAUUCUGGCGUAGAACACAUAGUUAUCGAUAAUUUACAAUUUUUACUAGGCGCCGGUGAUGGUGCUUUCGUGGAACGUUUUCAGCGUCAAGACCACUAUGUACAAGAAUUACGUGCUUUUGCCACUGAAAAAGGUACACAUGUUACAAUCGUCGCUCAUCCUCGAAAAGAAGAAGCUGGUCGUCUACUUUCAAUUAACAGUUUAUAUGGUGGUGGUAAAAUUUCUCAAGAAGCAGAUAAUAUCAUGUUCUUGCAAGUAGACUCAUCUACAUCGAUCCCUAAGAAAUAUUUACAGGUAGUUAAAAAUCGUUACGAUGGAACUUUGGGUUGUAUGGACUUGAAUUUUCGAAAAGACCGUCUUUCUUUCCGACCACGACCACGUGAACUAGUAAUCCCAACAAAAGCAACAACGUUUCCAAGGAUAGUUGGUUACGAUUAA